UGGUUUCCAGAGUGAAGAGAACAGAGAAAUAUCGAGAUGGCUAACGGAGAAGAAGGAAGCAUCUUGAAAGCUCUUGACGUUGCGAAGACUCAAUGGUACCAUUUCACGGCUGUUGUAGUCGCCGGUAUGGGUUUUUUCACAGACUCGUAUGAUCUCUUCGUGAUAUCUCUCAUCACGAAGCUACUUGGCCGGAUCUACUAUCAGGUUCCUGGCUCCUCCUCUCCUGGAAGCCUCCCUGACGGCAUCUCUGCCGCCGUGAGCGGUGUAGCCUUCGCCGGAACGUUUCUGGGACAGAUUUUUUUUGGAUGUCUUGGUGACAAGCUCGGACGUAAGAGAGUCUAUGGUUUGACACUCUUGAUCAUGACCAUUUGCUCCAUUGGUUCUGGUCUUUCUCUUGGAAACGACCCGAAAACCGUCAUGGUAACUCUCUGCUUCUUUCGUUUCUGGCUCGGGUUUGGCAUCGGUGGUGAUUAUCCUCUCUCGGCUACGAUCAUGUCCGAGUACGCUAACAAACGUACUCGGGGCGCGUUCAUAGCAGCUGUUUUUGGUAUGCAAGGAGUUGGGAUACUUGCUGCAGGAGCGGUUUCUUUACUUGUCUCGUAUAUUUUCGAGAUUAAGUUUCCGUCUCGGGCCUAUAUAUUGGACGGCGCAGCCUCCACCGUUCCACAGGCGGAUUACGUGUGGAGGAUCAUCCUGAUGGUCGGAGCCUUACCGGCUCUCUUGACAUACUACUGGCGUAUGAAGAUGCCUGAAACUGCUCGUUACACCGCUCUAGUCGCCAAGAACGCGGAGCAAGCGGCUUCGGAUAUGACUAAGGUUCUCAACGUAGACAUUGAAGCCUCUUCCGCAAAACAUGACCAAGCUAGGGUUUCCAAAGACGAGUUUGGCUUGUUUUCCAAGAAAUUCCUUCGCCGUCACGGAUUUAACCUAUUCGGAACAGCCGCUACAUGGUUCCUCCUCGACAUCGCUUUCUACAGCCAAAACUUGUUCCAGAAGGAUAUCUUCACCACCAUCGGAUGGUUACCUUCGGCUAAAACCAUGAACGCAAUCCAAGAGCUCUUCAUGAUCGCCAAGGCUCAAACCAUAAUCGCUUGUUGCAGUACCGUUCCUGGUUACAUUGCCACUAUAGUUUUAAUCGACAGAUUGGGACGGUACUGGAUUCAGAUCAUUGGAUUCGCCAUGAUGACCGUUUUCAUGUUGGUUUUAGCCAUACCGUACCACCAUUGGACUUUACCGGCUAACCGGAUUGGUUUUGUGGUUUUCUACUCUCUCACCUUUUUCUUCUCCAAUUUUGGACCUAACGCAACUACGUUCAUUGUCCCGGCUGAGAUUUUUCCGGCGAGGAUUAGGUCUACUUGUCACGGUAUCUCGGCCGCGUCAGGUAAAGCCGGUGCGAUGGUCGGUUCUUUCGGGUUUGCUGCGUUGGUUAAGGCUUUGGGUAUGAGUAAUACGUUAUACAUCAUGGCUGUAAUCAAUUGUGCUGGCUUCCUUAUCACGUUAGUUGCAAUUCCAGAGCCUAAGGGGAUAUCACUUGAGGAGCUUACGGGCGAAACUAAACCGGAGAAAGUCCAGGACAAGAUCGUUGUUUAGAUUUUUAUUUUCUUUUUGUUUUGCUUCAUUAUCGUAUUUUUGUUAGGAUUUUUUGUGUUUUAUGACUUUGUCAGAUUUUUAGAUCUUUUUUUUUAGAUUCUAUUGUCUCUCGCUGAGUUUUCAUUAAUCAGUUUUUUAUAUCAUAAAUAAAAACUGUUAUUAAUU
Messenger RNA from Arabidopsis arenosa, 1755 nucleotides. The record is from the annotation of a GenBank genome assembly. Lineage: Eukaryota; Viridiplantae; Streptophyta; Magnoliopsida; Brassicales; Brassicaceae.